AUGUCUGGAGAACUUAUUCUGAUCACUGGUACGACCGGUUUUGUUGGGUUUGCCGUACUGCAAAAGGCCCUCCAAGCUGGGUACAAGACUCGUAUUGCUGUUCGCAAAGAAAGCCAGAUUGGGCAGUUGAAAAGCCAUAGACUCAUCAAAGACUUCGCUGCAAAAGGUUUCGUCGAAGGUGUGGUGGUCCCAGAUAUUGGAGCCGAAGGAGCAUUUGACGAGGCUCUCAAAGAUGUCGUAGGCGUCUUGCACAUUGCGAGUCCACUUGGAAGACCAAACAUCGAGGAUACAGAGAAUGAGCUUGUGAAACCGGCAGUGAAUGGCAGUCUGAGCAUCUUGAAGUCUGGACUCAAGUUCCCACAGCUUCGCAGAAUUGUAAUCACUAGUUCAGCAGUCGCGAUCAUGACCGACCAAGUCAUCGAUGCCGCAAACCCACCCAUUGUAUACACAGCCAACACUCGCGUAUCCCCACUUCCAACCGCUCCUUUCCCAAACGAUCCAUGGGCUGGCUACCGCAUCGCCAAACAACUGGCUCUCGACGCAACAGAGAAAUUUAUCGCAGAGAAAAAGCCUCAGUAUACCGUCGUUAAUCUCAUGCCUGGAUAUGUCUUCGGCAGAAACGAACUUGCUGAGAAAGCACAAGAUCUUCUCGACGGAAGCAAUGCCAUCGUCCUCGGCACUGUUCUCGGUGCUAUUCAAGGAGCAAAGAGGGAAGGUUUCACGACUCCGGUGACUGAUUUGGCUCGUAUUCAUGUCGAGGCUCUUGGUGAGAAAGUGAAAGGAAACCAAAGUUUCUUGCUUCUCGCUGGGAAGGAGGGCGAUAAAGCGGAAUUCAACCGCGCGAAUGAGAUUGCGAAGACUGAGUUCGCUGAUGCGGUUGCUGAAGGGAUUUUGAAUCCUGUCGGAAGUACUGAGGCCGUGCAUCAACAAGUUGACAAGAGUAUCACGACCGAGAUCUUUGGUCCACUGGAGACUUAUGAAGAUGGGGCCAGGGCUGUUAUUGCGCAGUACGUUGAGUUGAAGAGGAAGGAGGCGAGUAAGUGA
Molecule: messenger RNA, 1044 nt
Organism: Glarea lozoyensis ATCC 20868
Lineage: Eukaryota; Fungi; Ascomycota; Leotiomycetes; Helotiales; Helotiaceae
Product: NAD(P)-binding Rossmann-fold containing protein
Exons: 3
Coding region: 1-1044 (347 amino acids)
Molecular function (GO): oxidoreductase activity, acting on the CH-OH group of donors, NAD or NADP as acceptor
Source: RefSeq, a predicted model, not a curated record